CUGUUGUUAAAGGCAACAGAUUUAAAUUUGGUUAAUGGGGAAUGUAACGUAAAUGCUGAACUGGAAGAUUUGCCGUUUGUUGUGUACCGUUCGUCGCCAUACAUACGCAAAAAAUGUCUGGCUGCAUUGAAAAAACGUAAAAAUUUGAAGAAAAAUUUAUAUAAGACCAAUGAACAGUUGACGUUAUUGUAUCGCCAGAAAUGUGAGGAAUAUGGUUUCUCGAUGAAACGAAGGGAUACUGGAUCAGUAGUACCCAGAAAGUUAAGGUUUCUAAACAACACAGACGAUAUCGAUAAGGAGGCCAGGCGUGGCAUUCAAGUUCAAGAUGAUGAAAUUCAUCAAGAAAUACUGCAAGAUUUGCAUAAGAACCAAUAUAUCUCAAGGUAUUUUUUUGUAAAACUGUCUAAUGUCCGUGCAUUCUAGUUACAUAUAUGCUUUUAAGCUUAUUCAUUAUUAUUUAUAGUGUUAUUAUACGGUCUUAUAUGUUGAUGUUAGAUUGCAUUCAUAAUUGCACUGAUGCACUCUUCUUAGGUGCCUCAAGGGCUUAUUUAAUAGUCAUUGAGUUGAUAUUUUGGGGGUAAAUAUACUAUUUUUAGACCUACCAAGUCCUGCAUUUUGGAGUCAUUAAUCAUUUCCCUCCCACAUGACGACAAUUUGAAUGAAUCUCCCACAUUCUUUGUGUUUUACCUGCAACAUAGUACUAGUAGUGCUACAGAAAAAACUAACAGAUUAUCUUGACACAUGUAGAUUGAUGUGUGUUGCACACCUGACCAAGAGUGCUCUGAAUACAGUCUUAGUUUCAGGGCUCUCUUAAACAAAGCGCUUACGUCAAUCUUUUGGUCCCCACUAAAGAUUUCGUUGAGCUCAUGUUUAUUCCAUGGCAUGAACGGUAAUUCGUUUUUUUAUCUCUGUAUUUACCACCCAAAAUAAUGGUAAAAAAUAGUGAAUAAUGAAUAAUGAAAAAAAACUGCAUGCUUUUUCAAAAUUACCUGGACGUAAAUCUAUGACUUUCAUUCCCAUGGCCUAAUGGUAGGUACAUCAAAGAUAUAAACUGACUUGAUCCUGAAAAAUAAUUGCCAUUAAGGUGCAAGACUCCUUCCUUGAUGAGUAAAAUCAUCAGGUGUUAGACAGAGUGAAAGAAUGAAGUACUGUAAGAUUCAUUGAAACUUAAUUGGUUAAUUAUAACAAGAGACAUUGACAUAUGAUAUUGUUAACCAUAAAGGCAAAGGAGUAUUUCCUUUUAUACAAGUAAAAGAUAUUGUCAUUAGACGGAUAAAACGAUGAAGUACAAUAGGGUGCAUUACUUUAGGUUGUUAAAGAAUCUUACUAAAUUACUACUUUGGUGUUAAACAUACUGUACCUCAUAUAGAACUGACAGUGCUAGCGUAUUCGCAUUUACAAUUACUCAAAACUGUUUGAAUGUGUUAUAAGCUCGAACGAUUUUCCAAAUUUUUCAAGCUAAAAGCUAUGUGUUACAUUGUCUGUAACGUACCACACAGUAUAUACCUAUAUUUUGCCUCAGUAAUUUAACCCAUUGAGGCGUGUUUGGUACACCUUAGUUUGUUAUUUUACUCUGUCUGAUGUCAGAUGAUUCUACUUGUCAAGGUAACACUAUUAACAAAACUAUCUUCAAAUCUCUUUUGUUAACCCAUCAAGGUACAACCUGCACUGUUAUAUUGUGCUUUGUCACAGUGUGUUUAACUCUCCACAUGAAAUUGAAAAUGAGGUCAAGAUGACUUGAGAUGUUGUUCUAUAAUAAAUUUGUUAUGAUAUCAGUUACUUUUUUUGUCUCUUGUUUCAAAACUUCCAAUAUCAAUUUAUAGUAUUGUUCUUAAUAUUUUGAUUGGAAAUGUACUGGUGUGUUAAUUGAUUCAUGAUUUAUUUUUUAUUAUUCUUUUUAGCCCAAUUGAGUCAAAAAGGAAAAACCAACUACUGGCACAUACAUUUGUAUCAACACCAGUAAGUAAGGGACCUGUCUUAAAUCCUGAUUUUACAUUGUCACCAAUUAAUGAAAAAGUCAAUGUACCAAAAUCAAAGCUUAUGCCAAGUGAAUGUCCUGUAACUGUUUCAAUCAAGUGGGCUGAAAGAACUAAGACAAAGAUCUUACCGCCCGUAUUGAGCGCAAUUGGGAAAAUGUUAUGUCGUGGUACGAAGAAACAAAUAGCCAGAGCUACUUGA
Paramuricea clavata is the source of this 2178-nucleotide messenger RNA. The record is from the annotation of a GenBank genome assembly. Lineage: Eukaryota; Metazoa; Cnidaria; Anthozoa; Malacalcyonacea; Plexauridae.